AUGAAUCCAGGUAGCUAUCGUCUCUCAAGACAGGUUCUCCAGUAAAUGAUUGAUCAAGAGUACGACGAAUUAUUCAAUCAAAAUGAAACCAUCUAUAAUACUCAAGUUCAAGGGCAGUCCUAUUCAUAACAGUCUUAAAGAAACAUUGAUGAAUUAUUUACAACCACUCUAAGUGAACCUCUUAAAAAGAUGCAUGCUUCAUAUCUCAGAUCAGUAGCCAAGAACUGCUAUCAAGAGAAGCAUCUUGACGACCACUUCCCCAAUCUCCAACAAGUAGAACUAUGCAGAGAACUUGAGAGACAAAAGAUUAUGGGAAAGUUUGAAAAAUAUCACGCCUUAGCAAGAGAUUCAAGCAAAUUUAAAUAUCAAGAUUGCAUAUUCGCUGCAAACAAUAACCUUAACAGAGCAAUCGCAUGCAUUGAGGAGUAUGUUGAUAACACCAAGAAUGACAAUAAUAUCAUAGCUGCUCAAUUCAAGAUUGACUAUCCCAAUUUCGCAUGA
Molecule: messenger RNA, 501 nt
Organism: Stylonychia lemnae
Lineage: Eukaryota; Ciliophora; Spirotrichea; Sporadotrichida; Oxytrichidae
Source: the annotation of a GenBank genome assembly